CCCACCACCACCGCUCUCAUUCGCAGCUCCGUUCCCACCUGAGCCCAGCCGGUCGGUGGCUGCCGGCAGCGACCUACUACUACCUCCGUUGCUCCCCUCAGCGCCUCUCCAUCCUCUCCUCCCACUCCCCCGCAGCCUCAGCCCAAGCUCGAGCGAGACGGCAUCCUCCUCCCUCCCCUGCCCUGCCCCCGUGCGGUUCUUGGUGACGGCGUGGCGGCUUGGGUGGCCGGCCUCGCCUGCAGUUGACCCGACUGACUCUCCCCCCAUUCGGUCAGCUCGGAGGAGGCGGAGGGGGGAUUUGAUUGACUUUCUGAAGCUUCUCGCUUGUUUCUUUCCUGGCGUUGCGGCUGCCGGCCAACGGCCUCGCGGAUUUUUCUCCGGUCUCACCCCACCUUCAAGUGGCGGCCGAGAUCAGCCGGGCCGAAAAGCCUCUCCAAAAACCGGCUGGGACUCUAGGGUUGGCUGCUCAGCUCAGUUGUCUCCGGCGGCUGCUCCUCCUCAUCCCUCGCGUUGCCCGCCAUCUCUCUUUCUCUAGCUUGCUGCAGCCUGCAAGGAGAAGUUCAGUUUCCCCGCCCGCCACGCUAGCUGACCUGACCCGGAACGGAGGAAAGAGGAGCGGAGUUCGCCUGUGGAUCGUCAGGAAAAGGUAGCCCAUUCAUCCUGUCAACUGAGAGGUAGAGAAAGGGAUGGGGAACUGCAUGAAGUCCACGGCCCGGGUGGAUCACAGCAUGAACACUAGUGCCGCCUAUCCAUCGAAAGUGACCAGCAAAACAAGCUUAUCAUCUGCUACUUCUGCGAGCAAGACCAACUCAACUCGUUCAACGUUUACUCUGCCAUCUAUAAGAGAUCGCAGUGAGCCUCCUCGGACAGAAGGCGAAAUCUUGUCAUCGUCGAACUUGAAGGCUUUCUUGUUCAAUGAUCUUAAAAAUGCGACCAAGAACUUCCGCCCGGAUAGUCUUCUUGGGGAAGGAGGAUUUGGGCAUGUUUUCAAAGGUUGGAUUGAUGAACACACUCUUGCUCCUUCGAAACCGGGAAGUGGUAUGGUUGUUGCCGUCAAGAAGCUUAAACCAGAAGGUUUCCAAGGGCACAAGGAAUGGCUGACGGAGGUUAACUACCUUGGCCAACUUCACCAUGCCAAUCUUGUUAAGCUCAUUGGUUAUUGCUCAGAUGGUGAUAACAGACUUCUGGUGUAUGAGUUCAUGCCCAAGGGGAGUUUGGAGAAUCAUCUGUUCAGAAGAGGUGCUGAUCCUUUGUCAUGGGGAAUAAGGCUUAAAGUUGCUAUCGGGGCUGCUAAGGGUUUGUCAUUUUUACAUCAUGCGGAAAACCAAGUUAUAUAUCGUGAUUUCAAGGCAUCGAACAUUCUUCUUGACUCGGAAUUCAACGCAAAGCUUUCAGAUUUUGGAUUAGCGAAAGCUGGUCCAACUGGGGAUAAAACUCAUGUUUCCACACAAGUGAUGGGCACCCACGGAUAUGCAGCUCCAGAGUAUAUCGCAACAGGUCGCCUCUCUGCUAAGGCAGACGUCUACAGCUUCGGGGUGGUGUUGCUUGAGCUGCUGACCGGGAGACGAGCCCUGGACAAGUCGAAGCCAGGCAUAGAGCAGAACCUAGUAGACUGGGCCAAGCCGCACCUUCGUGACAAGCGCAGGCUGUACCGUGUCAUGGACACGAAGCUGGGAGGCCAGUAUCCUAAGAAAGGCGCACACGCCGUCGCGAACCUCGCCUUGCAAUGCAUCUGCAACGACGCCAAGAUGCGGCCGCAGAUUUCAGAGGUCUUAGAAGAGCUGGAGCAGCUCCAGGACUCCAAAAGCAAUUUAACGUCGCCGCAGGUUGACAUCCGGAGGACCUCCAACACCGUCCCAAAGUCGCCAAUGAGGGGCCAGCCCUCGCCGCGGCGCUCUCUUGGAGCGUCACCGGCAUAUAGGACUGCGCAGGUUCACUAAAUGUGCAGCUUAGAAGAGGGAGACAGAUGUAUUUGUACGGCUGUACAUUUGGUGGUGAGCUGUGUAAUACUAGUUGUUUUUCUAGUGAUGCUUGCUCAUUUGUAGAGUGUGGCACGGAAUAUGACUACGCGGCACUCUGUGAUAAAUUGUUUUUCACCAAGCCUGA
This is a messenger RNA of Hordeum vulgare subsp. vulgare (domesticated barley), 2106 nucleotides long. RefSeq names its product probable serine/threonine-protein kinase PBL3. The record is from RefSeq and is a predicted model, not a curated record. Gene Ontology annotation, molecular function: protein kinase activity; ATP binding. Gene Ontology annotation, biological process: protein phosphorylation. The transcript has 6 exons. Lineage: Eukaryota; Viridiplantae; Streptophyta; Magnoliopsida; Poales; Poaceae. The coding region runs from base 687 to 1940 and encodes 417 amino acids.